Taeniopygia guttata (zebra finch) is the source of this 7035-nucleotide messenger RNA. RefSeq names its product RNA polymerase II associated protein 1 (gene RPAP1). The record is from RefSeq and is a predicted model, not a curated record. Lineage: Eukaryota; Metazoa; Chordata; Aves; Passeriformes; Estrildidae. Gene Ontology annotation, biological process: transcription by RNA polymerase II.
GCGGAAGUGCCUGCGGCCGGGCGGAAGUGGCGGCGGAGGAGGGCGGAAGUGGCGGCGGAGCGGCGGUGCCGCGCAGGAAAUCUGGCUCUGUUCCUCAUUUUCCAUGGGUUCGAGUCCUGUGUGAAAAGCACGUGUGGCUGGGCUGCAAGAGCAAGGAGGCAGGAUGCUGUCGAGACCAAAGCCUGGGGAGUCCGAGGCAGACCUGCUGCGCUUUCAGAACCAGUUCCUGGCAGCCAGAGCUUCACCUGCAGUGAAGAUUGUGAAGAAAGCAGACAAGAGGAAAGGGAAGGAACAGAACACUGAUGCUGAGAGACCCCCACUACAGGACAGCAAAGAUGUAGUCAUGUUGGAUGGUCUUCCUGAUUCUCUCCCACCUCUAACUCCAGCUCCUCCAAAAAAGUCCAAGAUCAAAAGUGCUAGUGUCCACUUUGAGGAUGAAGAUCCAGAGGAAAGACUGGAGAGUCAUGAUCGACACAUUACAGCAGUCUUCAGCAAAAUUAUUGAACGAGACACCAGUGCAGUAGCAGUGACCAUGCCAGUCCCCACAGGAGACCCAUUCCCAAGGGCAUUUCACCGCUCUGAGAUAAAAAGUGAGGUGCAGCUGGGAUCUGGAAGAAAAAGCAUCUUUGCUCAGAAGAUGGCAGCGAAAAGAGCUGCUGAAAAGGCAGCGACGACUCCCUCUGCUGCCGAGUGCGUGGAAGUAAGAUCACCCGCUCCGGAUGCCUUGGAUCCUGUUGGAUCCCUGGGAGAGGUGCCUCUCCCCAGCGGCAGGGAUGAUAAAGAUGAUGACUUUUGGACCUCUCAGCAUCCUUGUCUCAUAACGGGAGAGGGUCUUGGAAGCCAAAAGAGUGAGCAGGAAGCUCAAGCUAUUCACAAAGAGAACUUGGAGAAGCUGCAGUCCAUGUCUGAGGAGGAGAUCUUGCAGGAGCAGGCGAGGCUUCUGGCUCAGCUGGAUCCCAGUUUAGUUGCUUUCUUGAAAUCACAACGUGGUAACAAUGAAGGCCCGGAAAAGGAAUUAAAAAUGGAACUGAACAGACUGGAGGAAUUUGUGGAAUCUCUGCCUGUGGCUCAGCAUGGUGUAAGAUCAUCUCUUUCCAUGCAGGAGUCAAGUCUGGAAGAACAUGAAAGGAAGGAAGAAAGUAUGAAGGUAGAAAUCAUGGAUGAUGACCUGCCUGUGAAGCCCAGGAAGGAGUGGAUUCACAUGGACAAUGUAGAGUUUGAGAAGCUGGAAUGGAUGAAAGAUUUGCCCUCACCUCGGCAGAAGAAAACCAAAAAGGGAAUGCAAGCUCGGUUCAGUUUAAAGGGAGAAUUGAUUCCUGCAGAUGCUGAUUUGCCAACACAUCUAGGCUUGCACCACCAUGGAGAAGAGGCAGAGAGAGCUGGUUAUUCUCUGCAAGAGCUCUUUCAUCUGUCUCGCAGCCAAGUUACACAGCAGAGGACACUAGCUCUACAGGUCUUAGGUCGUAUUGUUCAAAGGGCCAGGGCUGGAGAGUUUGCUUCCUCGUUGAAGGGCAGCGUUCUGCGUCUGCUGCUCGAUGCUGGCUUUCUCUUCUUGCUGCGCUUCUCGCUGGAUGAUGCAGUGGAAAAUGUCAUGGCAGCAUCUGUUGGUGCUCUCCAUGCUCUGCUGGUGUCACUUGAUGAUGAGAAAUAUCUCGAUUGGACUUUCUCGUGGUACCAAGGGAUGGCUGCAUUCCCCUUUGUCCCUAACAAUGAGGAGGAAGAAGAGGAGGAAGAGGAAGAGUUAAAUGGAACAGAGAAAUCUCAAAAUAAAAAAUUAAAGGAUGAAAACAAGCCAGACCCAGAUGUGGCCCGAUAUGAUGUUGUAAAGGGACUUUUGAAGACAAGGAUCCAGCACCGGCUAAGGUACAUCCUAGAGGUUGUGCGACCUGUUCCAUCAGUAGUCCUGGAUAUACUGCACAUCCUCACCCAUAUAGCAAGGCACUCCUCUGAAGCAUGCAGCCAGCUGCUUGACUGUCCUCGAUUGAUUGAGACCAUUGUCAGGGAGUUUCUCCCUACUCAGUGGGAUCCCAAAGUGGCUGAACCAGGGUUUUUACUUACCAGUCUCCAUGGAGUUGCUUGUGCCAGUGCUAUGAAGUUCAUCAGGGUGUUGGCAUCUGGAGGCCGAAAUGCAACAUCCAGGCUGCUUAACAAAUUUGAAAUGAAGAGUCGGUUGAGUCGCUUUAUCGCUGAAGAGCCUCUGGAUGUGCCUCUGCCGAGGGAGGAAGCCACGAGGCUGAGCACCGAAGCCUUCCGGCUGUGGGCUGUGGCUGCCGGCUACGGGCAGGCCUGCGACCUCUACAGUGAUCUCUACCCUGUGCUGGUGAGGAUACUGCAGUCCCUGCCUGAGUUGCUCAGUGGGAAGAGCCCUGUGGUUGAGUUGUCUGUGCAGCGAGCUGCAGCAGUGGUUACUCUGUUGACACAUGUGACACAAACAGCAGGAUACACAGCAGAGCUGCAGGCCAAGUUGAGCAGCAAUAACUCAGAAGAUAGUGAACCAAUCCCACCUCCUCCAGUAGCAUGGAGUCAAGUGUCAGGUUUACAGCCCUUCCUUGAGACAAGUCUGAAAAAAAUCCUUCAGCAGCUAUCCCAGACAGAAACUUGGCAAACUCUCCAGCCUCUAACCACAACUUGUGUGAUCUUUUUGGGAGUUUAUUACAGUGCUUACAGCCAACAGCCAUCAGUCAAUCCAGUUGACUGCUUAGAGGAACUGGAACGUUUGACAUCAGAGGUGCUGCAGCCCCUUCUCAGCCAGCCAGCCAUAGACAGCAUGUGGGACUUGCUCAGGCCAUGUUCUGCUUUGUGCAACCCUCUGUCCUGUUCCCCUGCACCGGAAUCUGUCAGCAGCAUUGCAUCUCUGAGUUGCACUGGAGGCAAACCUCCUUUGAGCCUGGUUGGCUCUAAGUCACCUUUCCCCUUCCUCACUGCUCUCUUAUUUCUCAUCAAUAACAUCACUCACAUUCAUAAGGGCCUGACCAGCAAGUACAGCUCUGUGCUGGGCUUCAGAGGCUUGAAGGAUUAUCUGCAUCAAAGCUGGCAGAGUGGACCUCCUUCUGUGACUCCCUCAUCUGCGUGGAUCCUGCGCCAUGAGUAUCACCUGCAGUACUUUGUGUUGGCGUUGGCUCGGAGAAUGGCAGGCACUUCUCCGGAUUACACCCAGCAUGCCUCACUGCAUCACUGUGUUGCCAUGGCAUUGCUAAGCCGUCUGUUGCCAGGGAGUGAGCAUCUGGCUCACGAGGUCCUAUUGGAUCUUGCCUUUAAUCCAGAGUUUCUUCCUGAAGGGAAAGCUGGUGGACCAGAAGCAGCUGACUUCUCUGAUAUUCUGCAUCUGGGUACCAGUGCCAAACUGGCACAGCCUGGCUCUGCAGCAGCAUUUCUUCCAAAGGUUACUCGGGGUGCCCUGCUGAGAGAAUCAUACCAGAAUCUGCCUUCCAUUCGUUCCUGCUACCUCUCCCACUUUGUCCACUUGCAGCCCACCCUUAUGCGUUCUCAGGCGUCCUACCAAGGGCGGAAUUAUCUCAUCCAGUCAAUGCUGCUUCCUGAGGUCAAAGGGCCCAUCCUGCCUUCAGACUGGCCAUUCUUUCCGCUAAUUAGCCUCUACAACAAAGUGACUAAUGCAGAGACACGUGGGGCCAUAUUGAACUCUCUCCCACUUGAUCUCAUCAACACUGUGACCUGGAACCUGCAAUGGGUCUUGUUGCUGGAAACCUGGCGUUCUAAAAUCCUUCAGAGCAUCCCAACUGCUGCCAAACUUGCACGGCUUAUGUGUGUCUUCCUCACUGGCAGUGACCUCUUUCUAGAAGCACCAAUCCACCGCUACACAGCUGCCCUUCUCUCUGUGUAUUGCCAGCCCAAGGCCCUGGACUCCCUGAACUUGGAUGCUCCUCUCCCUGGUUUGGCGUCCUUCCAUGAUCUCUAUAUAAGUCUCCUGGAGCAAUUUGAGGGUGUCUCCUUUGGAGAUCCACUCUUUGGAGUCUUUGUUCUUCUGCCUCUGCAGAAGCGUUUCAGUGUUCAUCUGCGUCUCUCUGUUUUUGGGGAGCACACAAAUAUCCUGCGGGCGCUGGGAGUGCCAUUACAGCAGUUUCCUGUGCCUCUUGAGCGUUACACUUCCCCUCCUGAGGAUAACCUGAACCUCCUGCGACUCUACUUCCGAACGCUGGUCACUGGUGCACUGCGCCACACCUGGUGCCCUGUUCUGUAUGUAGUGGCCGUGGCUCAUGUGAACAGUUUUAUUUUCUCCCAAGAAAGCACAACACAGGAGACAGAUGCUGCUCGGAAAAGCAUGCUGCGAAAGACGUGGCUAUUGGUGGAUGAGAACUUGAAAAAGCACCUGCUGUACUACAGACUGGUGAAUGCAGAGAGUCCUUUAGGAUUUGACCUUUAUGAGCAGCUCCCUUCCAUGCGACUGAGGUACCUGCAGACAGUGACACAGAAAGAAAUUACGGAGAAUGCACCAGCACUAGACUCAUAGCAAAGCACUUGUGCAAGAAGAGGGCCAAGGUGAAGAAUGGAAAAGCUCAAUUUAUACUUCACUGAUGAAACUACUUUCAGUUCAGAUGGUUUUAGUGUUUUACCUGGACACUUUUGGCAUCUUUGCCUGGUGAAGCACUAGUAGAAUGCUCCCAGCCCUGCAGAACAUACAUGCUGUCAAGAUAUGAGAGCAUGUAUGUGUGUGACCUCUCUGUGAUGGAUGUUGGAGCAUUUUCCUCCAUUCUCCUUCAAGUUGUUCUGCUUCUUCCCAGAGGAGGUGAGAAUGUGUCUGAAAGGCACUGGACUGUUGAAUAAGCUGAAGGACCUGGAAAAGCUGUUUUGUUCACUCAGGCUGGAAACCGGGUUCUCGAGAUAAUGUCUGUUUUCCCCAGAUCCUUCCACUGCUUUUUUUGUACCUUGGAUUUUGAAUGGUCCUUUUCUCACACUAUUCCUUGCAAACAGAAGGACAGUAUGACAGGGAGGAAACUGAUCCUGUUUUUCUUAACAUAUGCAUACAAGCAAUUUCUCCAAGGUAAUGUUCUGUGCAUACACUCAGUUACAGAGAUGUAUUGCGUCAGACCUCUAAGAAAUAUGAGUUCCUAGUGCAGUAGUGCAAACACUGAAUAUCUUCCUUUGGCUGUCUUUCGGAUGGUCUCUAAAGUGCUUUCUUUUCUCCCUUAAUUUGGUUACAUGUAUAAUAAGAUCAAAAAUAAUUUCUUUGCAGGCCAGAAUGCUUGGCAGUAACCACUUCUCAUUAGACAAAAAAAAAAAAAAAAAAAAAAAAAAAAAAAAAAAAUCUGCUUGUUUAGUUAGAAUAUGUUUUGGUUGCCCACUGAGAAGAAAGCAAUUUAAAUUUUGGCAUUUCCUAGCUCAAACCUAAUUUCAAAAAUGUCUAAUUUGGUCCCACUUCUACAUCCAAAUUCUGAAUUGCAGCCUCAGACACAAGGCUUAUUACAAGUGCCACAUCAUUCCAGAAUUUCCUCUAGGUAUAUGCUCUCACUGGGUGUUCUCUAUAUUUUUGCAUGAUCACUCUGGCAAGCUUUUGUUUUCAGAACUUGACUUUUAUGAACAAAAGUUCUUAAAGAGAUUUCUGAUGUUCUGUUCUUAUGAAUAAAUUCCUCUGGAAGGUGCAAGGUGAUACCUAGUCUGAAGAGCUCAGCCUCUGUCUACCUAUCAAAGAGGCCAAGCUAGCUUCCCUCUGAAGAAAAACCAGGCCUGUGUUAACCUUACUCCAGUGAAUGUCCCAAGAGGAGUGAGAAUCACUGUUAAUAGGCCCACUUGUGUGACUGAAAUUGUACAAGAAACAAAUUCCAGCUUAAUAGAAUCAAAGAAUCAUUGAGUUUGGAAAAGAAAAUACCUUGUGUCCAACCAUAUUACAGCAUCUUUCUUUCACCUGACAGUCGUGUUGCUGCCCCCUCCAAUGCCUGCAUAAUCACAUAGGGCUUAGGGCAUCUGUGACUGAUGUUGUCUUUGUAUUGGCAGUUUUCUAAGUGUACCAGUCCCCUCCUUAGGGAAGGGGAAAAUAGCCUGUUAGAAAUAGCCAGUUUAAUCUUUUCCCCCCUGUAUUUCAGGUAGGAAAUUGACAAAAUUGGUGUUUCUUUCCAAUACCUUUCUUCUUUUGGCUUCCCGUUUGAUCUGUGGUUUCUAUCUGCAGCAGAUCAAUGUCAUGUAAAAUAACAAAAGCACAGUGGUCUAACAGGACUUUUUAUUGUUGUUAAUGAUUUUUAAAGUAUUUGAUGUGAUUAAAGGUUUAAUCAAAGUCAUUCAAGUUUUAAUCUAGAUGGUGAGAGCCCAGUAGUUAUCUUUCAGAGCAAUGGAUGGAAAAACUGAAGGACUCCUAGCUGCCUAUUUAAGAGCAGCCUUCAUCAAGGACUUUUGCUUUUCAGACCUUCAGUUAUCAAUCUCUUCCAGUCCUUUUUGGGAUGCAAAGUUGAAUUUUGUAAUGUGUAUACAGGAUGUAAAUAAAUAUUUUGAUAGCUCUGCAAGAGUUUUUGUUAACUAUGAGAACACUUUGCUCAAGUCUUUCUUGAAUUUGGAUAGUUUUGUUUGCAGUUUAUCAAUAUCUUAAGACAGCUGCUGCCUUAAAGAAUUCUACUAAACUUUGGAGCUCUGUAAGAAAGCUCCUCAAGCCAAAAAUUCCAUCCUGCUUGUGUGAUGGGUCAGUAACACAGUGUACCAAAUUCUGUGUGUACUUGGGGAAGGUCCAGGGUGGUAUGAUGUGAUUUGAUAUAUGCCCCAGGUGGGAAGACUGUCCACAGAUGGUAUUUCAAAUUAUGAUGCAAGUAUCAGCAGUGGAGAUAAGGAAAAGAACGGAUCCCAAAUAGUUCUGCAGGCCACAGUGAUACACAGAAAAUUCCAAGGGUGCUGCAUAUGUGCUGUAAGCUUUCAAAAUGUCGACUGUCACCUGAGUUGGUACAUGGUUUUUUUUAAGGCUUUCAGAAAUUUUGUAUGGAAUUUCCCCACAGAACACUAGAGGGCAUUGUUUUAUCUGGUUUAAAUGCAAGAUUUCUCAGCCUCAGUGAUACUGGGGCCUGAAAUAAAACCGGCCACCCUUGUGCAUUGUUUGAA